Molecule: messenger RNA, 4149 nt
Organism: Clavispora lusitaniae ATCC 42720
Lineage: Eukaryota; Fungi; Ascomycota; Pichiomycetes; Serinales; Metschnikowiaceae
Product: putative acid anhydride hydrolase
Biological process (GO): transmembrane transport; intracellular calcium ion homeostasis
Cellular component (GO): membrane
Molecular function (GO): ATPase-coupled monoatomic cation transmembrane transporter activity; ATP binding; ATP hydrolysis activity
Source: RefSeq, a predicted model, not a curated record
AUGCCUCGGCUGCACAGCUCUCCGCUUAGAAGGGCCAACUCCAUGGGCUCGCGCGGCUCGCGCCAAAACAGCAUUCUGUCCAUCGACACCGUUCUAGUCGACGACAAUAACUAUGAGAUGUUUUCGGGCGCCACGUCGGAAAUCAUACCGUCGUCCAUCAGUUCGUUCCACUAUCCGCAUCAUUUUGGCUCGCGCCAUGCCAGCGACGCCAGCGUGCUUAGAGAAACGUCGCCCUUGCUCUCGUCGAGCCACGAGCCUUCCAACGACUUGAACUUGCGCACCAUCAGUUCCAACGCCACGUCUGCUUCGGCUGAGACCAGCGGCGGCUUCCGGUUCUUUUCGCCUGACGAUAUCGAAAGGGCGCCAGGUGGAUCGACCCUCGAAAAUCCUGAGGAUCCUGUGGAUUACAACACGAACUGGGACUAUUCUGUGGACCGGUUUGAAGAUCACGAAGAAGCACCGCCUCUCAGCACUUCUAGAACAAGCGGCUCGGCGGUUCCUUCCAAGUUUUACGAACAGAAAGGUUCUCGUCCAGCAGAGCAAGAACGGCUUCUGCGGCUGCCGUACCAACGUGCAGAGUCCGAUAACGAAAGCGACGCAGAGUCGAUCCUCCAAGAUCGGUUUCGUCGAAGAAGCACAGAUCCCGGAACGGAAGACCUGGCUCUGUCGAGUCUGGCGUCAUUCCAGUCCGAUGCCGAGGACGACUCCAUGCAAGACUUCUGCCCGACUUCUCUCUACCAGCGGUUUUACUUGGCUGAAGAAGACAUUGUCAUUGGUGUGGCGGGCUACUCGAACUGCCUCUGGAAAUCUGUCGCCUACUACUUGCUCUGUUUGUGCUCUUUUGGUGCCGCAUACUUGGUCUUCCGGUGGCUUCCCCGCUAUCGCGUUAGACUCAUGGGCAAUCCGUGUCCUUUGGGCAAAGCAGACUGGUGUGUGGUGGAAAAUGAGUUUGGUGAAUUGACCAUUGUGCAAGUUGGCAAAACACGCUUUGGUGAACGUCUCUCUCAUUUUAUGACAGUAACGCAGAACCAGGAAUCAGACGAUCCCAGCUUGCAAGCCCAGGACACAAAGGAGGCCAAUCCUGUGAUCCCAUAUAUCCAUUCCUUUGAGUACCGGUACAUUCGCUUCUUCUACAACCCAGUGGAGGACAUUUUCAAGACGAAUUCCACUUGGUACGACAUGCACUGGCUCAAUGUCAAGAAUCUUCGUGAGGGAACAUCGCAGACGCUCUAUGAGUAUAGAGAAAGUAUUUUUGGGAAGAACAAUAUUGAGAUCAAAGAGAAGAGCAACCUAGGACUUUUGGCUGACGAAGUGUUGCAUCCAUUUUAUGUUUUCCAGAUCUUCUCCAUCUUCUUGUGGUUGGCCGAUGACUACUACUACUAUGCUGGGUGCAUUUUUGUCAUCUCUCUAGUUUCUGUAAUGAAUUCGCUUUUCGAAACUAAGGCGACAGUUCGCAGACUCAAGGAAAUGAGCAAAUUCUCGUGUGAUAUCAGGGCGUGGAGAAACGGCUUCUGGACGCAAAUUGACUCCAAUGACUUAGUUCCAGGCGAUGUCUUUGAAGUGGAUCCUUCGAUGUCUUUAGUCCCAUGUGAUGCCUUAUUGAUAAACGGAGAGUGUGUCGUCAAUGAGUCCAUGUUAACUGGAGAAAGUGUACCUGUUUCAAAAAUUUCAGCUACCCGAGACACAGUGUCAUACUUGAGCGAAAACUUCACGCACCCAGUGUUGUCCAAGUCAUUCUUGUACAACGGCACAAAACUUCUCAAGAUGAAAAGUUCUAACGACGAGCCAGUUUUGGCUAUGGUUUUGAAGAUAGGCUUCAACACGACCAAGGGAUCACUUGUUCGGUCAAUGUUAUUCCCAAAACCAACAGGAUUCAAGUUCUAUGAGGACUCGUUUAAGUACAUUGGUUUCAUGACGCUCAUAGCCUGUAUCGGUUUCAUUUACUCCACUUAUAAUUUCAUCCAGUUGGGGCUCGCCAAAAGAAUCAUGAUUCUCCGUGCUUUGGACAUCAUCACAAUUGUGGUACCUCCAGCAUUACCAGCGACCUUGACUAUUGGUACAACAUUUGCUGUCAACCGGUUGAAGAAGAGAAACAUUUUCUGUAUUGCUCCUACACGAGUUAACGUCGGCGGAAAGUUGGACAUUGUGUGUUUUGACAAGACCGGAACAUUAACGGAAGAUGGUUUAGACAUUUUGGGUGUUCAUGCAGUGAAGAACGCAGAAGGUAGAAAGGAAAUUGUAUUUGAGGACUUGGUUGACAAUGUCAAGUCAUUGGCUCCAAAAACUCCGUCAGAGUCGCCUUAUGGUAUUCAAAGUGGUCCUCAACUUCUUGGAUGCAUGGCCUCGUGUCACUCAUUACGACUUAUAGAUGAUGUUCUUGUUGGAGAUCCUUUAGACGUGAAGAUGUUUGAAUUUACCAACUGGCACUUUGCCGAGGAGUUUGGUGGCAGCUCGGUGCCUAUGGUCUAUGAAUCUGUGGGAAAGGAGACUUAUGGUUACAAGAUUCUUAAGGAGUACGAAUUUGUUGCUGCUUUAAGAAGAAUGUCUGUUUUGGCAGACAAGGACGACAAGAGGUAUGUAUACACCAAAGGUGCACCAGAGGUGAUGUUGGACAUUUGUGACCCAGCAACAAUUCCCAGCAACUUUGAGGAAUUACUCCACCAGUACACCCAUGGCGGAUAUAGGGUGAUUGCAUGUGCCCAGAAGUCUGUGAGCAAGAAAAUCAACCACAAUGGGCUUGAACGGGAGCUGGCUGAGAGCGACUUGCAGUUUUGUGGAUUCAUCAUAUUUGAGAAUAAGUUGAAACCUCUGACUAAGGGUACGUUGCAGGAGCUUCGUGAAGCAGCUAUAAGAACAGUAAUGUGCACAGGUGACAACGUGUUAACUGCCGUGAGUGUUGGCCGUGAGUGUGGAUUGAUUCAUUCUUCUGUGAGUCAAGUUUUCAUUCCCCGUUUUGCUGGCGAAGACGAACAAAACAUCACUGGUGGAACAGGUCUUAUAUGGGAGGAUAUCCACGAUGCCAACAAGCGUCUUGAUUCAGUCACGUUACAUCGCUUGAGCACGGACACUCGUGACAUCAUGGGCGAAUACAUUCUCGCCAUCACAGGAGACAUUUUCCGCUACAUCUUGGCAGAGCUCCAGCAGGAGGAUUUGACCCAUGCCAUCUUGAUGCGGUGCAACAUCUUUGCGCGGAUGUCGCCCGAUGAAAAGCAUGAGUUGGUAGAGCAACUUCAGAAAAUCGACUAUACGGUAGGAUUCUGUGGAGAUGGUGCCAACGACUGCGGAGCAUUGAAAGCUGCUGAUGUUGGUAUUUCGUUGAGUGAGGCCGAAGCAUCUGUUGCCGCCCCAUUCACGUCUCGGGUGUUUGAGAUUUCGUGUGUGUUGGACGUGAUCAAAGAGGGCCGGUCUGCUUUGGUGACGAGCUUUUCGUGCUUUAAGUACAUGUCGUUGUACUCUGCGAUCCAGUUCAUCACCGUGACGCUUUUGUACAAGAAGGGCACCAACUUGGGCGAUUUCCAGUUCUUGUACAUUGACUUGGUGCUCAUUUUACCCUUGGCUAUUUUCAUGUCGUGGUCCGGGCCCUAUGCUAAACUUGUCGUGAAGCGGCCAACAGCCAAUUUGGUGAGCCCGAAGGUGUUGGUUCCUCUUGUGAGCCACAUUGCCGUUAUUCUUGUUUUCCAGCUUUACGUGUGGUUGUCAAUCAAAAAAGAACCGUGGUACAUUGCACCCGAACCUUCAGACGACGAUGAUCACGUCAAACUGUCGGACAAUACGGUGCUAUUCCUCUUUACCAAUUUCCAGUACAUUUUACAUGCGGUCGUGUUGAGCACAGGCCCUCCUUACCGGGCUCCUCUACACACCAACAAGCCAUUUUUGGCCACGGUCGUAUUUUGUUUGGCCCUUUCCGUUGGAAUUUUCCUGAUCGACUCGGAGUCUUGGUGGGGCGACUUUAUGCAGUUGACCAAUAUGUCGCACGGCGCAUACGUGAUGCUACUACUUGCUGCUGCGGCCAACUUUUUCGUCGCCUCGUACGGAGAACUGGCCUUGUACAAGAAAAUGGCCCAAGGCGUCAAGAAGGCGCUUUUUGGCAAUCGCCACAGCAAAAAGCGCUUCAAACGCUUGGGUCGGGAAAUGGUCCCAGUCGUGUAG